Messenger RNA from Metopolophium dirhodum (rose-grain aphid), 2792 nucleotides. RefSeq lists its product as uncharacterized. The record is from RefSeq and is a predicted model, not a curated record. NCBI's taxonomy places the organism in Eukaryota, Metazoa, Arthropoda, Insecta, Hemiptera, Aphididae. Gene Ontology annotation, molecular function: sequence-specific DNA binding.
AUUGUGGUAACUACUAGCAGAUGAUCUUAAUAAUUAUAGUAGUCCUACUUUAUAAUAAAAAUUAUAUGAAACUUGUUUUAAAUGUAAAGCACAGUAAAUUUGAAUUCUUUUAAUAAGUACCUGAGAGUUUGUAUGUACCUACUAUUGCCAUGGAAAAUCGUUGUUCUGUUUUGGGAUGUUUGAAUACUUCUGAUGAUGGAGUUCGAUUGCAUGAAUUCCCAUUUGAUGAUGAGAAGUUAUUGCCCAUUUGGAUAAUGGCGACAAAUCGUUCAAAUUGGUUACCAAUUGUCAAAAGUAGGAUAUGUGACGACCACUUUGAGAUGGAUGAAUAUGAAGCUGGCAAUAGGGCCAAUAGGCUUAGACCAGAUGCUUGUCCCAUACUCCAUACAACAAAUACAAUUCAUAAUGCCCUACAAUAUUACUCUGCCCUGGGCCCCGCAAAUUGUCAGGACGGCCUUGAGGAUAUUACACAUGGAAAGAUAUUGACAGAUUCUGAAGACAGUGAAUGUUCGUCUACAAGCGAUAUUAGUUCUGACGAUUUACUUGAUACACCAAAUACUAGUUAUAUGAAAUCCAGUGAUGAUGAUUCAACUCUAAGUACAUCAUCUUGUAGUAGUUUUAGUUAUUUGAAUGAAGCUACUGAAUUUGAUGAUGAAUUUCUAUCAUCACUUUCAGACACCGAAUUUGAACUUGAAAAUAUACUGGAAGAAUCAAUGAUAGAAGUAGACUCUGUGUCAUUGUCUUCAUCUGUAACAAAUCUUGUAAAUACAAACCAGCCUAUAAACCAAGAAUGUGCGGUUGUAUUAUGUAAUCAAAAUGCAAGAGACCAGUUUGAUACCUUAUUUUUCAUCAACUUUCCAAUGGAUAAUAAAGCACUUUGUGAAACCUGGUGGAAAAUGUGCGGACGCGAAGACAAAUUUGAUCCUUUGUUAAAAAUAUGCUCAAUUCAUUUUUAUCCUGAAAAUUUUACAUCUAUUACUAUACGACAAGACGGUCAACUUUUUAGACAAACUAUUUUGAAUAAUAAUAAUAUUGUACCAACACUUUAUCUACUGUCACAUGAGUAUACAAAGUUUGCAAGAAAACGAAAAAGAAGUGUGAAUGAUAAUUAUAGUAUAACAAAUAAUACAACAGAACUUGAAGACUGUAUUAUUCAAGGCUGUGACAAGACAUUUUUGAAAGAUGGAAAAAAGACAUUGUUUUUUAAAUUUCCAUUGCAAAACAAAAAUAUGCUUAAAAAAUGGGUAGAUAGUAUUGGAUUAACUAAUUGGCAGCCAACCGAUAAAGAUCGAAUUUGCUCUGAUCAUUUUGAAAAUGAUGAUGUUUUAAUGACUAAUGAUAUGUAUGGUCUAAAUAAUGAUGCUAUCCCAUCAAUUAAGCCACAAAAUUCAUUUGUAAUAAGUUCUGAAGACAAUUAUGAUAGAAAACAUGCAUCCACAGUUAACAGCAGAUAUAUUGAUAUUAUUUUAAAUAAUUUAGAAUUCAAGCAGUUAGAAAAUAACACUUUGAUAGUUAAAGACACAAGAGAAAAAAUGAAUGAAAGUUUAUUGUUAAAUUCAUUGGAACGUGAUGUAGAUGACCAAGAUCCAGAAAAUCACCAACAAAUAUUUAAUGCAUGCGCAGUCCAAUCUAGUUCAACAAAAAUAAAUGGCAAUAAAGAUGGAUGUAAUCAGACUAAAUUAGUAUCCAAACCAGAUGAAAAGACCAUAUAUGAAAAUAAUUUGAAAAAUAUACAUACCGAUACUCCAAAUAUCACUACUAUAUCAAAAAAUAAAUCUAUUUCAAAAGUACUUAAGAAAUCGCAUAAAGAAUCAAUUGAAAAAAAUAUUUCUGAAGGAAUUCCAGAAUCUAUAAUACAUAAUCAAGACUUAACAGAAUGCUAUGGUGAAAUGCUUUCACCUUGUUGCGACCAGGACUGUCAAUUAAUAUGUUACUUUUCUAUGCCUGGCCCCGACCGAAGACAAAUUUAUAAAGAAUUUCAGAUGUUGAAUGCGACUGAACAGAACUGUAAAAUUACUCAAUUAGUACAAUUGCGUAUGUCUAAAAAAAAAGAUGGCACUUUUGAAAGCUGUCCAACAUACCGUUUUAUUUGGAAUAAGGCGUCCGUAAAAGUCUGCCGAACUUUUUUUAUGAACACAUUAGGUAUUUCUGAUAACCGUCUUAAUGCUAUUCUGAAACCAAUAAAUUACAGUUGGUAUUCUGAUAGAGAUAUUGCGUUGAAAGCUAAUCAACCAAGACAAUUAAAUAUUAUUAGUGAGCCAGUUAUCAUGACAGAUUUUAUGAAAGAAUCUUUAAUACCGUUGGACAAGGACUACAAUUUAUAUGAGCCUGAGAGUGACUCAGAAGUUAGUAUAGAAAAUGUGCCUUUUAAAGAAUAUGAAAACGUUUUCCUAUACAUGAAAGAUAUUCCUAGGGUUUUGAGUUCAUAUAAUAUUCCUGGAACGUUAAAAAAACAUUUCUUUGAAACUAGUAUUUCUUUAGAAUAUAUGUACAAAACAUAUUCUGAAAAUUUUAUUAGGAACAAGACUCCUCCACCAUUUACAAAACGUCAGUUUAAAAAAAUUUACAAUCAGUACAUGAAGACGUUUAUAAAAAUGGUUUAAAUUUGCAUCUUGUUUUAUUGGGUUUAAGUUUAUAGAAUUAUGUUGAUGCUUUCAGAAACUGUCAUAAUUAAAAUUAUGAAUGUAGCAUACUAUAUAUUAUCAUCUAUAUAAUCCUAUUUUUGAAAAAUAAUUCUACUAUUUUUUUUAAUUAUUAUUAUUAUUUUUAUACUUAUUUUUUACUGCUAAGUA